Molecule: messenger RNA, 4389 nt
Organism: Lingula anatina
Lineage: Eukaryota; Metazoa; Brachiopoda; Lingulata; Lingulida; Lingulidae
Product: cilia- and flagella-associated protein 54
Biological process (GO): cilium assembly
Molecular function (GO): protein binding
Source: RefSeq, a predicted model, not a curated record
GCUCUUUUUUAUUUGGAGGUACGUUAGAUUUAAAAAGCUUGUUAGCAACGCGCCAUAUUGGUUUAUUUGUGAGCACUUGCCCAACACAAAACCGCAUUCAUCGGGAUAUUUCUCUUUUAAAUCGAAUGUGAGAAAGAAUUUCAGACGAUGGCUGCAACGCUGCAGAAUAGCGCAGCCGGCACGGUUAACAGGGGUCAACCCUGUAGCUAUUACGGCAAGGAUAUGAAGACCAAUCCUGUGUUUCAAGCUCUCGAGCAAGAAAUGAAGCAAUAUGUCGGUUACAUGAAGAAAAGAAGUGCCCCUGGGUUCAAGAAACCAACCGAGGAGCCAUCUUCUAGAGCAGCUGAUGCAUUGUUUGAAUUGUGGAACAAGUAUGAACCAAGACUGCCCAUGGAUUACUACCAAGAGAAGCUUUUGGAAAUGGGAGAUUUCCUUGUCUCUAUUAAGGAGUAUAAGCUAGCCUUGUGGCAGUGCUAUGGGCGAUACCUGGAGAAUUUUGGUGAUGUUAACGUGGAACAGAUCACUGACGUGGAGACAUUUAAAUCUGUCUUCUUCCCAGACGGUUUUGAUGCUGCUAAUGCUGGAUUAACAUUUCGUGCCCUGAUGGGCAAGGCCAUCUGUAUGUACCAGGUGGUCAAGCUGACCGAUCCCAAACUUCAGAAUCCAGAGUCAGUGGACAACUGCACCCAGCUCCUGUCCUUCCUGAGGCUGGUCACUCAAGUUGUCCUGCCCAAAGAACCUCUCUGCUGGUUGGUCUACAAUGGUACCAUCCACAUCUACAGUGUAUCCAGGCACCUCAUGUCUCUUGGAUACUCAGCAAAGGUCCUGGAGUACUUGCUGUGGGCGUGUAUGUGUAUGGAGGGGUCGGUGCCCUUGUUAAGUGUGCGAUAUCUUCCCUGGAGGUCCACCCUGUAUACAGCAGUGUGUCAGUGUUACUACGACUGUAAGGCUGCUCCUCAUGCUGAGGCUUUUGCCAGAAGAGCCAUCAGCAAGGUCAACGAGCUGAGCCAGCUAGAACACAUGAGUAGUGCCAAGGAGAGCAAGCAGACAGAGAGCACCUUCAAACAAGCCACUACCAAGCUGGGAAUCAUGGUAUUUAAGCGGUCAGCCUUUGAGACCAGGAAGCGCCCCAAGGGUCUCCUCAGGCCAAAAACCAGGGCUAACUUGAAGGAUGCACAGACUCUCCCCUGGCCUCGGACCCCAACAGAACGCCUCCUGGCAGACAUGUUUGAAGGCAGUGCUGCCCAGUUCAUGUGCAUCAUCGAGACUCUGACUGAUAGCAAUCGACGCACGCUGUUGACUGCUCCACCAGCCCCAGACAGUGAAGUUGAGAUGUUGGAUGUGUAUGCUGAGUUAUUCAUGGCGGCACAGGAGAUCAUAGCAGGUGGCGGUGGCAAUGCCUUGCAGUCGCCUGCCAACCCCACCAUGAUAAGAGUGCCAGGAAUGGCCGGAGUGGUCACUAACAAUGCCCUCAUAGAUAUGGUGGGUAGUGGAGAGGACGGGGUGCCACUCAGUGGGGUCAUCAAGCUGGUCAAGCUGGCCUAUUGCUAUGAACAGUGGGACCUGUUUGACCUGUUGACUGAAAAUGUCCAGGCUUACUUAAAGGAAAUAAAUGACGCCAACUACAAGUAUGACGAGAAAGCCAUAGAGAUCCUGAAGGCAAUGGAGAAUGCCAGCUCCAGUAGGAAAGUGAAGAGGCAGCCUUCCAUGCAUUUCUCAGAGGAUGAAAGUGCCAUGUUGGGACAAGAACCAACUCUCCCACCACCCCCUACCACAGCUCCAACUGCUUCAGCACGUCCUGGGGGAUUGCAGCACGAUGAGCUGAUUCAGGUGGCAGAUGUGUUGCUGUCAGUGAUAGCUGGAUCAUUUAGUCCAGAGAAGAUGGACUUGGACAUGAUAGUGGAUGCUGCCCUGUUUCUGUGGAACAAGUGUAAGUCAGUGUUCCAGAAGUACCAGACAGGGUCCACAGAGAAUGCCAAGUACCUGCAGAAGAUGGAGAAUGCCAGCAAGUGGGUGUACAUCUUGGACAUUGUCCACCAAGUCCUAGGCUGGUGUGGCAUGAGCAGUGUGGACCCCACUCUCACCGCAGAAGUUGUCGUCCGCCUGGCUCUUGUCAUGGAAGCCAGUGCCACACUGGAUGCGACCGAGGGGAAAGACAAAAAGAUGACCAAGAGUAAAUCUGUGAUUACAUCUGCUGGUAGAACAAGAGAGGAUGAAGAUGGAGUUACUGUGGUAUCAGGAGUCACCAGAGAUCUGAGAAAAUCAGAGGCGUCUCCCAGUCGUGGAGAGCAAAGUGUCAGUGCUCCCAUCUUGAAGGCGGGAGCCAGACAGCAGCUACUGGCCGCCAGGGAGAUACUGGAGCUGGGGCUGAGUAACGUGUCCUUUGCCAGGCAGGCCGUCGCCCUCACUGAUGGGAAAUCCAUUGCUGAUAUAGGAUGGGUGAAGGAACUAAAUGAAGAUCUGUUUGCCCCCAUGACCUGGAAGGAGAUAGAGGAAGGUCCCACACUGGAGGAGUUUGACCCCAAUAAGUCCCGUGACGCCAACUCGGUGAUGAACGCCAUCAGAGAUUUACACCUGGAGCUGAUCUUUAUGCACCACAGAGUCAGCCUCAAGUUGGCAGCCAUGGGUCCUGAUCCUGCGCUGAAAGCACCAAAACCAUUUAAAAGAAGAACAUGUUCCAAGAUACCUGGAAGCCGAGAGUCCAUGCGCCCUGUGGCUGAGUACAUAGAAGACUUUGACGAGCUGAUAUCUAUGUGUAACAAGAACCAGCUGUCCAAGGCAUUACUCUAUAUGCAGAGAGCUUGGAUGGCUUCCUCUGAUGACCAGCCAACUGCAGAACAGAAGGAUCUCCUGCAGAAUUCCGUGAACCUGAUCACUCAGGCCCAGACAGAAGAGAAGAAGAUGUACGUAGAGAAUGCCAUCAAUGGAAAGGCUCUCUCAGUGAAGAAGAGCAAGGUGCCACCGCCCCCUAUACUUCUGUGCAGGACGGACGCCACCAUGGUGUUCCAGCCAGCGCCUUUUGAACCUCCCAAUGGGCAGAAGGUGGCAUGGUAUCGCCUCUUUGGCAGGUCAGCCACAGGGAGCAAUGUGAAGGUCAGGCUGAACGACUACUUCCUGCCAGGCACUGGAGAAGAGGUUCCCUCUUUCCAUUGUGAGCUGAGAGUGAGUGGCUUAACCCCAAAUGAGCGCUAUGUGUUUGCUGUGGCUGCGUACACAGCAGACGGCAAGCUGAUAGGGGGCAGUGUGGGAGAGACAGGCAAGCCUAUCUUGGCUGCACAUCCACUUCCUGUGCUCAUGACUUGGGGCUUUCUGAGUCAGGUGGCGUACCAGUGUGGCUGUUAUGACAUUGCCAGGCAGGCGUGUGAGGUGUUGUGGGGACAUUUCGUGGCUGAACCACCACCACCAGAGAGUGUCACCUACACCACCUCAGCACAGAAAGAUUUCCAACUGUCCUUACAUAGACUGAACCGCCGAGUUGUUAGCCAAGCCUCUCCUGUACUGCUGAGACAGUUUUUGUCCAGUAUCUUCAUCAAUGUUGACAUCAGCGUCAAAAACCUCUUCCUCUUCUGUGACGUCAUCUGUGACAAGGGUCCCCUGUAUAAGGGACAGAUUAACCGACUGAAGGAGUGUGAGCGCAUGCUCGUUGCGCUAGAGCUGGCAGGUUGGUUAAACGAGGCUAAUCUCGCACUUCAGGCCGUCAUUCAAUGUUACGGACUUUUGGCUCCUCUCAUCUUCUACAAGAUACCUUCAGUGUCUGUAGUCCAGAUUUUAGAGCGCUGCCUCUCGGUGCUGCAGGAGAUCCCAUCGGGCCUCAGACAGCGUAGAACAGAAAAGAUCAAUGAGAGUCUUCACCAUAUGACAGCUUGUCUCAGCUACCACAUGGCCAGGGUUCUGAGAACAUGGGGCCAGAGAAAUCUUGCUAAUUGCGUCAAUGAAGCAGGUAGAAAGUUACUGGCAUUAGAAGACCCAACAAAGCAAGACCCUGCUGCUAAUAAUAGUAAUGGAAUACCUCUGGAUACCCAGGAAGAGGAAGGUGUUUUGACCCUGGCAGCCCUGAAGAAGAAGAAGACCAAGAAAGGUCCCCUUGGCGUGCCUGAUGCAGAGGGACCAGUGAAUGAAGAACUCAAGGCACUUGAGGCUCAUAUGCUGAAACUGUCAAAGCAAGCUCAAGGUGAACAUGAAUUGACUGGUAAUGAAGACCCUAGCAUCCUUCAUGCCUACAUAGCUUACUUACCCAGUAGGAUUGCUUACAGAGAAGUCUCCAAGUUUAAGAGAAGAACGCGUUACUUGGAGUUCUUUGUUCAAGUGGUCCAGAAGGCGCUCACUGAGGGGAUAGCAGAGAUGGCUAUAGAGUGGUGCGAAGAUGCCUUGCAGUGGAUUCAGAAGUGA